AAAUAUUCUCCCGUUCUUCUCAGCUGUAACUUACUAUUUAGUCUGCAUCUUUCCUGUCAUUUCCAAUCAUCUUUUUGGACCCCUGGCCAUGGACGACACUCCCAUCUGGCCACUUCUGUCUACUGUAUUCCAGUCAAUUCUAGAGGUAUUUCUGCUAUGUCUCGCUGGCUACAUACUCGCAUGGUGUCGUAUCAUUGACAAGCCCACUCAACGCGUGAUAAACCAUAUCAACAUCUCCUUGUUCACGCCUGCGUUGCUGUUUUCCAAAGUCGCAUUCUUCCUAAGUCCAGCAAAACUCAAGGAGCUAUGGGUUAUUCCGAUCUUCUUUAUUGUGGUUACGGUUUUCUCUGCGCUCGUGGCGAGUGUCCUUUCGAGAAUGUUUGGACUGAAGAAAUCUCAUCUCAACUUCGCUGUGGCUGCUUCGAUGUUCAUGAAUUCGAACUCGCUACCCAUCGCUCUGAUGCAGAGUCUUGUGAUCAGUGUGGAUGGCCUUAAAUGGACCCCAGACGACAACGCGAACGCAAUGCUGGGUCGUGCACUCACGUACCUAGUACUGUAUAGUACUCUUGGGAUGAUGCUUCGCUGGAGCUACGGCGUGCGUUUACUCUCCUCUGCAGACACUCCACCUACGCCAACCUCUCCCCAUUCGCCCCUACUUGAAGAUGUGCCAUGCGAUGCCGAAGGAGCCCAAUACGCUGAUAAUGCAUCCCUAUCAGAUGGGACGACACUUAGCGAGCACCAUGGUUCAUCUAGGUUCCAGCCCAUGAGCCCCUCUCAUCACUGGCAAGCUCAGGUGCACCCUACAAGCCCUUCACAUCACUGGCAAACCCAAGCCCGUACCCAAGCCGUACUCGUGAAUUCGUCUCUCGAUGACACAGAUGACAAUGAUCAAGAUACAGCGUGUGAAAUUCCCAUCCCAGAGCCUGCGGGCCAUAUCUACGGACAGCUGCGUCCGCACCGCUCGCCAUCGCACCUUCACCUCUCGCCAUCUCGCGCACUCGAACAUUCGUCACUUUCGCAUUCACGCUCCCCACACUCACCGCACCCAGCACGGAACACAGCUAUAUAUCACUCCUUCCCAAAUUCACCUGUGCGGGAACAUGCGCAUUUGGUCUCGGACAGUGUCACGCCCGCGGACUCGGAUGGUGAGACAGAAGAUGGGGCAGAAGUUACAAGUGAGGCUUUCCGCCGCCGACACCAUAAGAGACCAUACGCUGGCCUCCGACACGUCUGGAAGUGCACCAAAAAUGCAUGGCGCCGUGUUAAUGCGUUUAUGACGAUGCCCCUAUGGGCUUCCAUCCUUAGUCUCGUCGUCGCGUGUACUCCGCCGCUCCAAUCUGCGCUUGAACACAUGGAACCUGUAAAAGGCGCGCUUGGUGCUGCAGGCAACUGCAGUAUACCACUGACACUCGUGGUGCUUGGGGCAUACUUCUACUCCGAACCUUCCGAUGAUGACAUGAAAGAUGGAGAUCUGGCAGACUAUGAGACAGACGAGACAAGGCGGGACCUUGGGCAGAACAAGUCCCGCGCCUCAUUGCUCAGUACCCUCCAGGAGAUUCUGGCACUCAAACGUGCACCACAGCCGCAGCCCCAGACGCAUGGGGAAAGCAAGACGGUGUUCGUGGCGAUCUUUGCAAGGAUGGUAGUCGUCCCGGCUGUAAUGCUUCCUGUAUUGGCAAUUCUUGCGAGGUUUGAUGUUCACGAUAUCUUUGCGGACCCUGUGUUCGUGGUAUCAAAUGUGCUCUUGAUAGCAAGUCCACCAGCUCUGACGCUCGCGCAGAUAACACAAGCAGCCUCGAACAACUCAUUUGAGAGACUAAUAUCGCGGACGGUUUUCUGGUCGUACUGCGUCGUCACCCCACCAAGCACGAUCUUAGUUGUCGUCCUGGGGUUGUUGAUUGCGAAGCUGUAAUUUAGAUGCUUGAUCUUUUGUUAAUAUUUUUUCAUCUUAUUUGCUAGGGAACCUUGAUGCCCCUUGGCGUAUUUUUGCUGACAGGGCGGGCGAGUUUGUAUACG
This is a messenger RNA of Suillus subaureus, 2016 nucleotides long. Its product is annotated as membrane transport protein-domain-containing protein. Gene Ontology annotation, biological process: transmembrane transport. The transcript is spliced from 9 exons. The record is from RefSeq and is a predicted model, not a curated record. NCBI's taxonomy places the organism in Eukaryota, Fungi, Basidiomycota, Agaricomycetes, Boletales, Suillaceae. Gene Ontology annotation, cellular component: endoplasmic reticulum; membrane. Bases 89 to 1912 code for a protein of 607 amino acids.